GGCAGGCACCGAGCCAUGCGGAGCUGGGGGAUGCUGGGGGGCGCGGCGGCGGCUCUGGCAGCCGGGAUUUACGUCCUUUGGGGCCCCAUCACCGGCAGGAAACGGCGCCGGAGAGGGCUUGUCCCGGGUCUCCUGAACCUGGGCAACACGUGUUUCAUGAAUUCCCUGCUCCAGGGCUUGUCCUCCUGCCCCUCCUUCAUCAGGUGGCUGGAGGAGUUCACCACACAGUACAGGACAGAGCAGGAAAAAUCCAAUGAACAUCAUCAACACCUGUCAGUGACUUUGCUGCAGCUCCUCAGAGUUUUAUCCUGCCAGGAGGUGACAGAGGAUGAUGUCCUGGAUGCCAGCUGCCUGCUGGAGGUGCUGAGGAUGAACAGGUGGCAGAUUUCCUCCUUUGAGGAGCAGGAUGCCCAUGAGCUGUUCCAUGUCCUGACCUCUUCCCUGGAGGACGAACGGGAUCGGCAGCCCCGUGUGACCCAUCUGUUUGAUGUGCAUUCCCUGGAGCAACCAGAAAUAACCCAAAAGCAAAUAAGCUGCAGGACAAGAGGAUCUCUUCCCCCUGUGUCCAACCACUGGAAAUCUCAGCACCCUUUCCAUGGAAGGCUGACCAGCAACAUGGUCUGCAAACACUGUGAGCACCAGAGCCCUGUGAGGUUUGACACCUUUGACAGCCUCUCCCUGAGCAUUCCAGCAGCUGUGUGGGGUCGUCCCAUGACACUGGACCAUUGCCUCCAUCACUUCAUCUCCUCAGAGUCUGUGAAGGAUGUUGUGUGUGACAACUGCACCAAAAUCCAGGCAGAAGGACUUCUGAAUGGACAGAGCAUAGAAAACCAGAGAACAACGUUUGUUAAGCAAUUAAAGUUGGGAAAGCUGCCCCAGUGUUUGUGCAUCCACCUGCAAAGGCUGAGCUGGUCAAACCAAGGCACUCCCCUGAAGAGACACGAGCACGUCCAGUUCAAUGAAUUCCUGGUCAUGGACAUCUACAAAUACCGAGUUCCUGGGCCCAAAUCCACCCAGGAGCAGCUCAGCCAGAAAAACGUGGAGGAGACAACCCCUGGAAUAAAGGAUGGGAGAGCAGGGAAGCCUUCAGAUGCAGAACAACCAGCUGGUACCAAACCUCUCUUCAUGAAUGGUGCCUCCUCUUCCUCAUUUUUAAUGUCCCCAGGAACUUUCCCACUUGCUGCAUUCUCUGAGUGCAGGUCCCCGCUGUACCUGUACCGCCUGAUGGCAGUGGUGGUUCACCACGGGGACAUGCACUCGGGACACUUCGUCACCUUCCGGCGCGCUCCGGGCGCCCGCAGCAGCCAGUGGCUCUGGAUCUCGGAUGAAUCCGUGCGCAGGGCCAGCCUGCACGAGGUGCUGGCUGCCAGCGCCUACCUGCUGUUCUACGAGCGUGUGCACGGCCGGGCCCAGCCCCAGAGCCCCGCCCGGCACUGAGCCCCUCCCUUCUGCAAAGCUCCCCGUGCCCUGGUGACAGCUGGCAGUUGUGGUUCGGACCCAAAUCCUGCUCUUGCAGCACCGGCUGUGGGUUGAGAAGUUUCCCUGCCUUGUCCCAAGGUUCUGUUCCAUGUUCCUCACGCGGCACUUUUCCCUUGGAGAUGCUUUAUCCCCCACAUUUCACUGCCCAAAAGGAGCCCUGGGAAGGGUUGAUGUCAAGCUGCUGUUGAAGAGCCCUUCCCCAUCCCAGUCCUUCCCCUGGCACCUCUCCGUUAUGCACCAGCUCCUCCAGGUUCCCUUCCCUGUGGCAAUGGCUGGGAAUUGUUUUGUACCUAAAUUCCCUGGCUGUUCUGACAUCUCCUUGAGAAGCCUCUGUCUGUCAGGCAGGGGUUUUAUUCCCAAUUUUUCCCAUUGAGGAGCCCUGGGAGGGGGUAAAUGGGAAGCUGCCGUUGGCAAAGGCAAUGAUUUGAGACACAAAGUGCCUUGAGCUUCCCUGAGCAGCUGAACAUUGCCACUGGCCCAGCCCUCUGCAUGCCCACUGUGUCCUGGGAAUGCCUCACAACCAUGGGAUGAACUCAUGGAAUCACAUUUCUCCUGUCCUGCCAAGUCAAGGCAUCUCCACAAACAUCCCUGCUCCAAAAGGUUCCCCUGUUCACACAAUUUUCCUCCUACUUUACUUCUUUAAAAAGCCCUCCUGAUUUAAAUUGCUUUAUCCAGGAGGUAAUUUUGUAUCUGUUAAGAGCUGAAACCUUAAUUUAUUGCUCCAUACCUUUGGAAUAUAGCUGGAAUCAGCACGUGGAAGUGUUUGCUAGUGCUCAGUGUUGUCAUUUCCUUCAGCACUGUUGAAUCCAGUUGUUUUUGUAGCAUCAACUACAACUUUUAAGGCUGUGAUUUCCAAGCUGCUGUAACUGUUCUAGACUUGCCCUUCCCAUUUUAUUGCUGGAAUUUGCUAUUCCCAGCAUUGGGAUCCAUGCUCCUGGCUUGCAGCUGAGCUGUAGAGCAGCCCCUGGCCUUGUUAAAUGGAAUCUAAAUAACAGGGCCAGGACUGGUGGGCACUUACUGGUCUCAUGAAGAAAUCUGAGAAUCCUGCAUCAGCUCCAGGCUGCCCUGUAAAUAGAAAUAAGGGGAAUUCUGCUGCUCUAGAUUGUUUGAUGUGCAAAAAAAAAAAAAAAAAUUUAAAAAUCCCAACGCACAGAGGGAGAAGCAGCAAAACUACUCCUUUAAAAACCUGCUUUUAAAUGACCAGGAAUAAAAUAUGUAGGUUGUUUUUAGCUCUUUUCUGUCCUUGUAAGCUUGGAGGAGAAAAAUCCCUCAUCAGACAAGCUUUUUUCAAUGUGAAGUUUUCAAAUAACAACUGUCUUAAAUAGUUUUUUUUUAGGGCAACUUUGUACCUCAUGAAUUCAUAGUGCUGCCCAAAGCUCGGGGGUGUUCACACUUCCUCAGGUGAGGCUCCAAACCAGCCAAAGCAGGAGUGGUAAAAAAAAUGAGUGGAUAUGCAAAAUUAUUUACACAACUCAUCAUUCCAGAGUCUGGAGCACAAUUCCUGGCCCAGGUAAUGCUCAUAGUACAUAAAUAUUGAUAAAUCCACUGCUGGACUGGAACUGGUCCUGGCUGUGCUGCAUGAGCAGUAGUUUGGUUUUAACCUGUUUUAAGUUAUAGAAAAGCAAGAAAACAAAACAAAUAACCUUGAAGGAUGUAAAAUGCCAAAAAUUUGCUCUGGCCAUUGAAGGGAGAGCUGACAGAGCUGGAGAAGGAGCCAGCCUUUCCUACUGGGAGCCACCUAAAACCAUCACCCCAACAUCUCCCUCCAGCAGCUCUGCCCCUGCACCUCACAACUGAAACCAUUGCCAGGGCCAGCAGUGCCUGUCCUGCAUUCUCCAUGCUCAGUGCUCUGCUUGGGGGCUUUUCCUGGAUUUGGGAAUUCAGCUGAGCCCCCCCUUUGGCUUAGUUGUGCUGGAGGAGGGGCAGAGGACACGCACACUGUGGACUGAGAUCUGAAAUCUGGCAGCUGGGACAGGGACAAAGUCACUUCUUCCUGCACAGCCAGCAGGUUUUCUUCUGUCAAGAGCUGUUUCCCUGGGCUGUGGAUUGACUCUGGAUCUCCCUCAAGGGCUAUCAAAGGGAGAGCUGAGCCUUUUUUUGUGGCUUUGCCUGGUGGGGAGGAGUGGAUAGGCUUGGCUUAACCCUCAGGUGAGGACUGGAGCAAAGCCCAGCACCUCAGUCCUGGCCUUGAGCUGUGCCAGAUCUUCCCAGCCCUCUGUGAGCUGGGGAAUCUGGGCAGGGCUUUGGGAGCUCAUCCUCCCCUUUGGAAGUCACUGGGAUCUGUUUUUCAGCCAAGCACAUCUGUGGAGAUCAUUGGAAUUUGUCCAGCCCUCCCCUUUGGAGAUCCCAGGGCUCUGUGUUUUCCAGCCAACCCUCCCCUCUCUGGGAGGGCUCCAUGCAGCCACAAGGCUCAAAUGCUGGUACUUGUCCCUCCCAAGCUGCCAUGGUGGAAAAAUAUGUUAAUAAAUUGUAAAGAAUUAAGAGCUCCAAGAUGCCACCUCUGUGUUUGGAUUAUUCUUGUUUUAUUUUGUGUGUUAAUUUAAAAAUGUCUGUUCCAGUCUAAGCACUGCACUGCUGUUGGAAGUUGCUUUUUUUUCCACUUCAGGGUAUUUUUGUAAUUGUACAGUAGCAAUAAAAGAACAAACUUGGUAGAAAAA
Molecule: messenger RNA, 4136 nt
Organism: Sturnus vulgaris (Common starling)
Lineage: Eukaryota; Metazoa; Chordata; Aves; Passeriformes; Sturnidae
Gene: USP30
Product: ubiquitin specific peptidase 30
Biological process (GO): protein deubiquitination
Cellular component (GO): cytosol; nucleus
Molecular function (GO): cysteine-type deubiquitinase activity
Source: RefSeq, a predicted model, not a curated record